This is a messenger RNA of Phlebotomus argentipes, 2528 nucleotides long. RefSeq names its product pre-rRNA-processing protein TSR1 homolog (gene Tsr1). The transcript has 3 exons. Gene Ontology annotation, cellular component: nucleus; preribosome, small subunit precursor. Gene Ontology annotation, biological process: maturation of SSU-rRNA from tricistronic rRNA transcript (SSU-rRNA, 5.8S rRNA, LSU-rRNA); endonucleolytic cleavage of tricistronic rRNA transcript (SSU-rRNA, 5.8S rRNA, LSU-rRNA); ribosome biogenesis. Gene Ontology annotation, molecular function: GTP binding; GTPase activity; U3 snoRNA binding. Lineage: Eukaryota; Metazoa; Arthropoda; Insecta; Diptera; Psychodidae. The record is from RefSeq and is a predicted model, not a curated record. Bases 15 to 2471 code for a protein of 818 amino acids.
CGCCUCUGCCGUCAAUGAAUUGUGAUUGUCAGCGGUGGCAAAACAAAUUCACGUGGAAUUGCUUCUCUUGUGCUAUUAUCGGAUUUUGGCUGAAAAUACGGGUGAGGAUGAGUAACACGCAGCACAGGCAUCGCCAUGGGAGUCUCAAGCAGACAAAUAAGACCCACAAGACGGGCAGACAUCGCUCGAAGUCAGCAGUGGACAAUGCUAACAAAGGCAAGACUUCCGUGAAGGCCGUGACCAGGAAGAUGGACAGGGUGAUGAGUAGAGACAGUCGGCGUCAGCAGGCGAAUCAGCUGAGGAAGAAUAAGCGCACGGACACAAUGAAUAAGAAAAGACAAUUGGGAACUGCUGAAUAUGCUCCAUUUCUGGUCUGUCUUUUGCCGCUGGAGGCGAGCAUUGAUCCCCGGUCAGCUCUGGACAUUCUUGAGAAAUGUGAUCCCGAAGCUUUGGUGUACAAGAACUCCUCUGGCAUUACUUACUUGAGUAUUCCGCGCUUCAAGCAGAGAUUCUCUUUUAUCAUCCCUCCGGUGGGAUGUGGCAAUGAAUUCACCGCUCUGGAUUACCUGAAAGUGGCCGACACGACGGUCUUCCUCAUCUCAGCCAACAAUCCGGAGGGAGAAAUCAUGGACAGAUGGGGCUCGAGGAUCUUCCAAAUGGCCAUGGCUCAGGGUGUUCCCACGCCAACCAUCGCUCUGCAGGACUUGGCGUCAAUAGCACCCAAGAAGCAACUCACCAUGAAGUCAUCGAUACAGAAGAUUGUGGAGAAGUUGAUUCCGGAUCAGAAACUCGUGGUUUUGGACACAAAUUCUGACGGUUUGAAUCUUCUGCGGAAGAUUGGAGCUCAGAAGAAGACAAAGCUGAAGAAUAGGAUGUGCAGGCCUCAUCUCUAUGCUGACAGUGUGGAAUAUUCGCAGGAAGUGGUGAAAGUGACUGGAUAUUUGCGAGGAACGCCGCUGGAUGUCAACAGAUUGGUGUACAUUCCUGGCUUGGGAGACUUCCAAAUGGCUCAAAUUGAUGUCAUGAGUGAUCCAUAUCCGAUUGACAAGAGGAAUUUGGAUCAGGAGGUGACGAGAAAGGUGUUUGCUGUGGCGGAUGAGAAGAUUCAGACGCCUCUGGACAGGGAGAAUGUGUCUGACGAGGCGGAAAUGGUGGAGGAAGCUGAGGAGGUGAAUGAGGAGGAGGAGAAGCCGAAGAGGCUUGUCAAGAGAGUCCCUGUGGGCAUGAAUAGUUACACUGCGGCAUGGAUUCCGGACGUGGAGGAAGUGGAUGACGAUGAUGAUGAUGAUGAGGAGGAGGAUUCUGAAGAGGAUGAAGAUUUUAUGUCAUGCGCCUCGGAAGUGGACUCAAACGCAGACAUGGAAGGCGAUGGGGAGUCUCAGAGUGGCGAAGAGGGAGAGUAUCAUGAGAUAACUGAGGAGGAAGGCGUGUCUGAUGAGGCGAAGUAUGAUCAGGACAUGGAUUUUGAGGAGGAGAAGCGCAGUCUGGACAAGCUGAAAGCGGCUCGAAUGGAUAAACUCUGGCCAGAUGAGAUUGACACGCCUCAGGAUAUUCCUGUGCGAUUGCGAUAUCAAAAGUACCGCGGACUGGAGUCCUUCAGGACAUCCCCGUGGGAUGCGAGUAAGAAUCUGCCGAGUGAUUACAGCAGAAUCUACAAUUUCGAGAACUUCAGGAAUCGGGCGCGCUUUGAGGUGCGCGAGGCGGAAAAUGUCCUGGGCGUGCCGGCGGGAUUGUACAUCACGGUGCACAUCAAGGGUGUGGAGCAGAGUCUCUGGGAGGCCUUCAGAUCCACUGGCCGGGAGACGGAGAACUUCAUUGUGUACGGAUUGCUGCCGCACGAGCACAAGAUGUCUGUGGUGAAUUGCAUUCUGCGUCGCACGCCGGACUCAGAGAUGCCGAUUGAGUCCAAGGAGCGGAUGAUCAUUCAGUGUGGCUACAGGCGCUUCAUCGCCAAUCCCAUCUUCAGUGAGCACACGCACGGCAACAAGUUCAAGUUCGAGAAGUUCUUCAGGCCGAAUGAAGUGAUCGUGGCGAGCUUCUAUGCGCCGAUUCAGUAUCCGCCGGCGACGGUGAUGUGCUUCCGCACCAAUCCUGACUCGAGUGUCUCCCUCGUGGCGGGCGGCAGUGUGCUGUCCUGUGAUCCUGGACGCGUUGUCCUGAAGCGUGUCCGUUUGAGUGGACAUCCGCUGAAGAUCUACAAGGACUUUGCCGUGAUUCGCUUCAUGUUCUUCAAUGCCGAGGACGUGAAUUACUACAAGCCGAUCCAGCUGAGGACGAAGUGCGGCAGGAUGGGACACAUCAGGGAGAGUCUGGGCACGCAUGGCCACAUGAAGUGUCGCUUCGAUGGCCAGCUGAAGUCCUACGACACUGUCUUUCUGCAGCUCUACAAGAGAGUCUUCCCCAAGUGGACGUACCAGGAAUGUCUCAAGACAGCCGCGCCGGCAAAGACUGCCCGGAUGGACGUCGACUGAGGAGUUCUGUGUGAGAUCAGUGGACAAUAAAGGCUACUCUUGAUAUCCUGGAAAGAA